AUGCUUGCCAUCCAGUCUAUGGAGGGCCCGCCGCCGAGGGCUCUGGCUGGCCCCUCGAUGCCUCUCGUCGGCCCGGACCAUGGAGAGCCUCGUCAACCGAAGCCAAAGACGCUGCCUUGCAAGUACUGUAGCAAGCGCUUCAGACGAGUGGAACACGUUCAGAGACAUGAGCGCACUCACACCAAGGAGAAGCCCUUUUCCUGUGGCUGGGAUCGUUGUGGGAAAACCUUUGGACGACGGGAUCUUCUCGUGCGUCACGAGAAGCUCGUUCAUCUCAAUGAAGGGAACAAAGAGGGAAACCGUCAGAGGAAGCUGUCCUCUAAUCCCUCUACCACCUCUCACAAGACUUCGGCAUCAGAGGGCCAGAUAGAUACCGAAGCCAUGGGUCUGCACCACCACGCCGCUCCCCGACCGCAAUCGAUGCAUCAGUCAUUACCCCAGCCACCACCGCAGUUUCAACCUGUAUCAGGUCCUCCGCCUACAGUAUCCUCAGGGCCCCAAGAUGCACGAGCCUCGACACGGCCUGGUGCUUGUAACCUCGAUCUCCUUUCAGAUGCAGCUCUCGCAAGUUCGGGGAAUCCUGUGCAGUCUUCGACGAACGAUCCGUCUCAGCAGCAUUCGCCCACUGGCACCAGGAGGAAAAGCUAUGGCGACACCAUUAUUUAUUCAGACCGGCCUCGAGAGGAGGGACAGCAACUGGGACCUGGAUACGUGCCUCAGCCGUCGAAUGGCUCCUAUGACGACUACAACCUCUUCUUGGACGAAUUUUCUUCUUCCGCCCAUUUCCUUCCUCCUCAUUUCGAGCCCGAUCAACAAAUGAGUAUGUGGUCCCGGCCCCCCGGAAGCAUCGCCUCCCAACGACGCCCUUCAAAGCCCGCCUCUCUCUUCCCAUCUCGAUUCCAAAACAUGCCCUCGGACGCACGUGAUCCAGGGGACCCUUCGACUCGUGGUCACGACGAGGCAUCUCGACCAUCAUCCCUCCGGAUUUCGGUAGUGGAUCACACAGUCAUCAAGAACAGGCUGGACGAGUUUUCUUCAGUCUUGCCAAAUGACUUCGUCUUUCCUUCUCGUCAUACGCUUACGAGAUUCCUAGAGGGAUACAUCGGCGGGCUUCACGAGCAUCUGCCUUUUUUGCACCUGCCGACUUUCUCGCCUGUGGAGACUGCGCCGGAAUUGCUCCUUGCAAUUCUUGCCGUGGGUGCCCAGUAUCGAUUUGAGAAGAAUCGAGGAUACGCUCUUUGGUAUGCUGCCAAGGCUGUUGCUAUGGAACAGAUCCGCAGGAGACGUAUUUCCGAAGUACAUGCCUUACUGCCAACGCCCGCGGCAUACAGCCCUCAUUCUACAAGGCCAUCUCCCAAUACUACUUACCGGCAUUCGUUCGCCUCUGCACAGUCGGAGCGACCAACAACACAAGAUACCCACCGGGAGCCUUACUCCCCCAAUACACCUCAAGCCCGAAUCGAGACCAUUCAGGCUGUCCUGUUAUUGUUUGCCGUUGGCCUUUGGGGCGUGAAGACCAUUCUCCAUGAGGCACUCUCACUACAAAGUAACCUAGCAAGUCUCAUCCGCGAGGAGGGUUUAGUGGCAGAGUCAAGCCAAAACGCCGUGAACGACUGGGAAACGUGGAUCCGACUUGAGACAGCAACUAGAACUAAGCUUGUCGCCUACUGCUUCUUUAACCUCUGCAGCAUCGCUUACAACAUGCCGCCACUACUACUGACGUCGGAGCUAAACCUUUUCCUACCGCAGAGAGGGAAGCUUUGGAGAGCAGAGAGCGCUUGGCAAUGGCAGGAAAUGCGACAGUCGACGCCGAGUGUGGACCUGACCUUCCACGAUGCCUUUUCUCGGCUGUUUGGUCGUACGAACCAAGGACUCCCAACGCAUCUGUCGUCCUUUGGAAGCCAUGUGCUCAUUCAUGCCUUGAUCCAGCACAUUUACCUACUGAAGCAGACGUCGUUUGCGACCGGGCUGCCCUACGAUAUUCACCGAACGAUGAAGCCGGAGGAUGUCGAAGAAGUGACACAGGCGUUGCGGAUUUGGCAGACCAGUUUCGAGGACCAACACCAAUUACGAGCCGCAGAAUCUGGACAUUUCAGCGUGGCAGACUCGAUCGAAGGAGGCACUCUAGACUUUACGGCGACGGCGCUGCUUCGGUUGGCAUACAUUCGACUUUACACGGAUGGGUCGCCCUCGACAGCGCUCGAAACCCGAGACCCACUCCUAGUGGCGUCAGCGCUGAGCCGGACUCCUUUGCUGGUGAGAAGCUUAAGAUUGCACCGGGCUGUCUUCCAAGCGAUUCAUGCACUCUCUAUGCUGGUGAAGGCGGGUGUCAACUACGUGGCCAGGACCAAGUCGGCCGAAUGGAGCAUCCAACACUCACUGUGUAAUAUUGAGUGCGCUAUCCUUGUUUCCAAGUGGUUGUUGACACUCGCUGCCAUCGGACCCAACGACCUCCCAGUCUCUCCAGAAGAGAAGAACCUGCUUGAGAUGGUGCGACGUAUGCUCGACGAAACCGAGUUUGCGGUACCCAUCGACCCUUCUCUAUCGGGUGGAAAUUCGGGAUCGGCGCAAAUGGAAAUAGCAACGAGCGACAGCGCCAAGCUUCGACAGCUAGCGAGCGCAGUGGUUCGGCUCUGGGCCGAGACGUUCAAGGGAACCCACAUUUUCGACAUGGUCAAAGUGAUGGGAGCCAGUCUUGAUGGAUAUGCCGACUUGGUUGAGAAGCCCAGAGAUAGGACGCCUCCCGGCAGGAUGGCGGCCGAUGCAGGUCUUGGUUAA
Messenger RNA from Ilyonectria robusta, 2778 nucleotides. RefSeq lists its product as uncharacterized. NCBI's taxonomy places the organism in Eukaryota, Fungi, Ascomycota, Sordariomycetes, Hypocreales, Nectriaceae. Gene Ontology annotation, cellular component: chromatin. Bases 1 to 2778 code for a protein of 925 amino acids. The record is from RefSeq and is a predicted model, not a curated record. Gene Ontology annotation, molecular function: RNA polymerase II cis-regulatory region sequence-specific DNA binding; zinc ion binding; DNA-binding transcription factor activity, RNA polymerase II-specific. The transcript has 5 exons. Gene Ontology annotation, biological process: DNA-templated transcription; regulation of transcription by RNA polymerase II.